AUGUCUAAAGUUGUAGACGAACUCAAAUUGUUCUUAACGAAUUUAUCAAGAGGAUCAGAUACAGUAGACGCAAAUGAUUUGUUAAAUUCAGGAAUUGCUGAUAAAUCAGUAAUUCUGAACAUAAAAGAAAAACUAGGAGAAAGCCCAUGGAAUAUACAAAAUUUAAUAGACUUAGGUAUAGAUAUAAUUCAAAAGGAUAAUGAAAAUGAACUAGAACUAAAACAUGAUAGUAGUGAUAACAUAAUAUCUGAAAUUGAAAAUGAAAUAGAAAGUGAUGUUGAAAGGGAUGUCGAAAGUGAUGUCGAAAGUGAUAUCGAAAGUGAUGACGAUUUUUAUAUUAAAAAUUUGAAGUUUGGAAAAUGUGAAAACAUUGAAGAAACAUUAAAAGUUAUGAUUCAUGAAAAUGUUAUUAAUUUACAUCCAAUUAUAAAAGAGUUUAUUUCAUUAUUAGUUUUUUUAUUUAGUUGCAUAAGAAGAAGUAGUAAAAAUAGUUUAGAAAAUACAAAUACAUUUUUUGAAAAAAUUACGAAUAAGGAAUUCAUUAAUGAUGAAAUAACAGAUAAAAAUUUAUUUAAAAAUGAAAAUAAAACAAAAAUAAAAUAUACUAAUAAAAAUUGUGAAAAUGUUGAUACAUUUCAUAAAAAUACAUGUUCAAAAAAUAAUGUUUUAAAUGAUGAUAUUUCUUAUAAUAUUUUAAUCGAAUCCUUUUAUGAGAAUUCAAUAAGUAAUAAGUAUGGUUGUGAUGUUAAGGAUAACUUAAAUUUUAAUGAAAAUUUGUAUUACAAAGAUGUUUAUUCAAUUUUCUUAAGUUUAAAUGAAAAAUAUAGAUAUGAAUAUAAUAUAGACGAUAUCGAACAAGCAUUCAGUGUUGAUAAUUUGAAUAAAGUAUGUGAAUCUCUUUAUAAAUAUUUACAUAAAAUUAGAAAAAUGAAAAAUGAUCAUUUAAUUAAAAAAGGGAUAAAUAUUGUAAUUGUACUUUUAUAUUUAACUUAUGUAUAUUUUGGAAUAUAUUUUUUGAAAACAAAAAAUUUAUAUAUAAAAUUAUAUUGUAUAGACAAAGAAUUCAAAGAUUAUAAAAUAAAAAGUGAAGCAAUAAAAAAUAAUCUAAAUAAGAAAAUUGAAGAACUUUUAAAUCAAUUAAAAAUUAGCGAAAAGUAUUCUGAAGAAUACGAAAAAUUUAAAGAGAAAUAUAAUGAGAUAAAAAAAGAAAAUGAAAAACUUAAAAAUACUAAUAUUAUCAUUCAAAAAUUAAAAAGAAAAAUUAAUUUAAUAGAAACAGAAAAACUAAUGAUUAUAAAAAAAAAAGAAGAAUUAGAAUUUAUAAUUAAACAAAAAAAUCUAUUAAUUGAGAGUAAUAAAAUAAAAAAGAAUGAAAAAGAAAUUAAAAAAUCAGAAGUAAAAAAAACAAAAUUAGUGUUAAAAAAUGAUUAUAAUACAUUAAAAAGAAUUAAAUCUAUUAGUGGAAAAAGUGAAAGUAACAAUAUUAAAAGUAUUUAUCUAUCAGAAGAAAAAAAUAAUACAGAAGUAGAACAAAACAUAAAAAAUAGAGAAGAUAAAUAUGAGCAUAUAAUAAAAAAAAAAUCUACGUGGACUACAGAUAAAAAUAUACAAACAGUAAAUCAAGAAAAAGAAAAAAUCAUAAAAGAAAAGGAAACUCAAACUAUAAAAGAAAUAAAAGACAAUAAAAUAAAUAGAGGAGUACAAACAUUAAAAAGUGAUGAUUUAAAAAAAACAAAUAGACAUAUUUUAAAGAAUCAAUUAUAUGAAGAUAAAAAAAAAAAAAAAAUAAUAAAUAAAUUAUAUGAAUAUAUUAAAGAAAAAGAAGAAAAGGAAGAAGAGGAAGAUGAGGAAGAUGAGAAGGAUGAGGAAGACCAAAAAGAGGAAGAUAAAGUUGAACAUGAAGAAUAUCAAGAAGAAGAUGAAGAAGAAGAAAAAAACAAAGAGAAAAAAGGAAAAGAAAAAAAUAACAAUAAUAAUAAAGAAGAUGAAAUUGAAGACAAAAUAAAAUAUAAAAGAGAAAAUGAAAUUAAAAAAAAAAUAGAGAAAAAAAAUGAAACAGAAUUAAAAGAACAUACUAUGACUAUAGAAGAAAAAAGAGAAAAUUUAUUUUUUGCAAAAGUUAAUAAAUCAAAGGAAAUCUGUAAAAAUAGCAAAAAUAAUUAUGUACACAAUAACAUAUAUACAUUAAAAAAUAUUAAGGAAUUCAUUAAUAAAUCGAUCUAUUCUUUAAAUAUCAAAAUAAAAGAAGAAGCAAAAAGUAAAUGUAUAUUAGAUUAUAAUAACUUUUUUUUAUUUUUAUCAAAUAAAAAUGACAUAAAAAAAAAAAAAGAAAAAUUCAUUAAAAGUAGUUAUAAGAAAUAUUACCUUUACUUUAAUACAAAGAAUUUCAAAUUGAAUGAUUACAUCAUUCAAAAUAUAGUUGAUAUGAAUAGAGAAAUACUAAUUGAUAGUAUUUAUAAUUAUUUAAUAAAUAAAUAUCAUAUUCUUAAUGAGUUACUUGAAAAAAAUUUUUUUUAUGAAUGCUUAUAUAUUUUUUCUAAUUUUUUGCAAAUUGAAGGAAUCAAUAAUGCAAACAAACUAGAAGAAAAUAAUUUGUAUAAUAUUAUUUCUUCUUGUUUCAAUUAUUUUGAUGAAUUAUCAGAAAUAAUAUAUAGUAUAAAAAGGGACAUAUAUUUAUCAGAAGAAUUAGUUAAUAAUUACUAUGUAGAUUUAAAUAAUUUAUUUAAUUCUUAUUUUUAUAGAAAGACAAAACUUGUUAAUAUAAAAAAUAAUGAUAGUUUUCUUUUAGACUUUUUUUACGAAAAUAUAACUUUGAGUGAAAUAAUAAAAGAAGAAAAUAGUUUAAAUGAAGAAUUAAAUACUUUUUCUAUCUUUACAAAUAAAGUGAAUUUUUCAAAUUUAAGUGAUAAUUUUAUUACAUUAGACUUUUUAAACAGAUUAAAUAAUGUUAAUGAAUUUGAUAAAUUAAAUAAGGAAAGAAAUAUUAAAAAAUACAAUGUUCUAAAUGAAAUAAUGCAUUAUAAUAAUUACAUUUUUUUUAAUAAGUAUAUUUUUUUUCAUGAUUAUUAUUGUAUUCUUGAUAAUUAUUUAUUCAAUGAAAAUGAAUCUGUUCUUUUGUAUAAUAAAAUAGACAAAUUAAUUGAAAAACAAAUUUAUAUGGAAAAUAAAAAUAAGGAACUACUGAAACAGAAAGGAAGUACUCAUAAAUUAUUGACUGAAAGUAAUAUAAAAUUUGUAGACAUUUUUAAUGAAGCAUAUAAACAAAAAAAAAAUAACAUAAUACUUAAAAAGAAAAGUUACUCAAAGAAAAAAAAACUUCAUAAAUAUGGUAAACAUAAAAGCAAAAUUAAUUUUUCUUAUUACACUGAAAAAAUUAAGAAUAAUUAUAACAAAAAUGGAAAUAAUAAUUAUUUUUUAGGUGAGAAUUUAAGUAGAGAUAAUCUUAGUAUAAAAUUUACCAAUUUUUAUAUAAAUUCAAAUAAUCAGAUAUUAUAUGUCAAUCUUUCUCAUUAUUAUAAUAUUUUUUAUCUACUAAAAAAUAAAAAUCCUAAUGUGGAAAACUACAAUAUCAAUUAUAAAAUAGAGAAAACACACAAAUGUAAAAGCAAUUUGUAUAAAAAAAAAAAAAGGAAAAAAAUUAUAUUAUCGGAUGACAGAGAAAAUGAAAAAGUAAGAUUUAAUAAAUUAAUUAAUAAUUUUUCAUACAAGAAAAGAGAUACUUUAAAAAACAAAAAUACUUUUUAUAGAAACAUAAAUUACAAACACUAUGCUAAUGUUGAUAUAAAUAAUUGUAAAAGAAAAAAUGUUCUAAAAAAAAAUUAUAGACAUAUUGCAUUAACAAAUAUAUUAAAAAAUAGGAAAAAAUUUAUAACUAAAAAAAAUAAAAUUACUAAAAAUAAAAACAGUAAUGAUACAAACAAGUUACAUAAUAAAAAAAAUAUAGUUAAAAAAUUUAAAAAAAAAUAUUUCUUCAUAAGAAAAAAAACUUUAAAAAUUAUUGAAAGAAAGGCAAGCAAACGAUUAGGAAAUAUAUGUGAAGAUUAUUUUCAUGAAUGUAAUAAUAAAGCAAAACAAAAUGAUGUAUUUCUUUUAAGUAAGUGUAAUUUAAAGGAAUAUAAGAAAAAAAGAAAAUUAAAAAAAAAAUUGAUAAAAUAUAUUAAUCAUAAUUAUAAAUUUAAUGGUGUCCUAAAUUUUAACAGAGAAUUAACACUUCAUAUAUGUGUUAAUUUAUUAAAAAAUACAAGUUAUCUAUUUAAAGAAAUUUUUCUAUCUAAUAUAAAAAAUUGUAGUUAUUUAUCAAGUGAUGAUAAUAUUAUAACUAUCAGAAAUUAUAAUCUUAAAAAAGAAAAUGUCUGUUCUGAAAUAAAUGAAUUUGUAAAUAAGAAAUAUAAUACAUAUAAUUUAAAAGAUCAUGAUUCUUUAUUAUAUUGUUGUAAAUUUUUACGUAUGUAUAAAACAUUCACUUCAUUAAAAAAAAGAAAUUAUGAAUGCUUAAAAUUUAACAAAUGUGCUGAUACUAUAAAUGCAUAUAAAUCUAAUGUGUUAUUAAAAAAACACAAAUUAAAAAAAAAAAAAAAAAAAGCUAUAAUUUUGGGAAAAUAUGAAAAGUGUGUAAAAAAUAAUAAAUAUUAUAACAAAAAAAAAAAAGAAAAAAAUACGAAAAUAUGUAGAAAAAGUAAUCAACAUAUAAAAGACAAAAAAUAUUUCGAUAAAAAUACUAACAUUACUUAUUCUUACCAUUUACUUUUAAUUAAGUCUAUAUAUAUUUUAUCUUUAUCUUUCUUUUUAGUUUUUUUAUUCUUGAUAGAUGAUUAUUUUUUUAAUAAUUUUAUAUUUUCUUGCUUUAUUUAUAUUUUAUGUUUUUUUUUACUUUUUAUUAUAUCUUUAUUUAAAAGUAUAAUAUAUACAAUUAAUAUUUUUUUAAAAAAGAAAAUCAUAUUACAAGAUUUGUUAGAUUUAUUUUCAAUUCAAUUUAUUGAGAUGUUUAAUAAUAUACAUUCUUAUGUAUAUCAUAAUAAUAUUCACAUAGAUUAUAUAUAA
Plasmodium gallinaceum is the source of this 5040-nucleotide messenger RNA. RefSeq names its product conserved Plasmodium membrane protein, unknown function. NCBI's taxonomy places the organism in Eukaryota, Apicomplexa, Aconoidasida, Haemosporida, Plasmodiidae. Bases 1 to 5040 code for a protein of 1679 amino acids. The transcript has 4 exons. The record is from RefSeq and is a predicted model, not a curated record.